Mustela erminea (ermine) is the source of this 7811-nucleotide messenger RNA. RefSeq names its product solute carrier family 38 member 1 (gene SLC38A1). Gene Ontology annotation, molecular function: L-glutamine transmembrane transporter activity. The coding region runs from base 433 to 1896 and encodes 487 amino acids. NCBI's taxonomy places the organism in Eukaryota, Metazoa, Chordata, Mammalia, Carnivora, Mustelidae. Gene Ontology annotation, biological process: L-glutamine transport; amino acid transmembrane transport. The record is from RefSeq and is a predicted model, not a curated record. The transcript is spliced from 17 exons.
GGGGCGGCCACGCCGCUCUGCCUGAAGGUCGCUGGGAACCUCCGCCCUUCACCUUCCUCGGAAAUCCGCCGCCGCGUGUGAACCCUCCCCGCCCAGCCCUCGCUGACGGAGGCCACCUUUUCCCCGCCGCGGCAGCCAGACCUUGACACAAAGGACAUCACACGGCCGGGGGAAUCCCGGAAGGGCGGACACCUGGUCCCCUUUUGCCACUUUUCCCUUUAUUGCCCAAGAUAUUUAUUGAGUGCCUACUGUGCGCCAGGCACUGUAUCUAUGUGGGUAGAAAGGCCCUGGAAGGUCAUCUAUGUAUACAGUGAUCAUCUCUGUGUGCUGACAUAACAGGUCUGUCAAGCUUAUAUUUUUGCUGCUAUCCGUUUUUAAUACACUCAGAACAGAACUUGGACGAAUUUUUUUGACUCCGGAUACUUUGUAAACAUGAUGCAUUUCAAAAGUGGACUCGAAUUAACGGAGUUGCAGAACAUGACAGUGCCCGAGGACGAUAACAUUAGCAACGAUUCCAAUGAUUUCACUGAAGUAGAAAAUGGUCAAAUAAAUAGCAAGUUUAUUUCUGACCGCGAGAGUAGAAGAAGUCUCACUAACAGCCAUUUGGAAAAAAAGAAAUGUGAUGAAUAUAUUCCAGGAACAACCUCCUUGGGCAUGUCUGUGUUUAACCUCAGCAACGCCAUUAUGGGCAGUGGGAUUUUGGGACUCGCCUUUGCCCUGGCAAACACCGGAAUCCUACUUUUUCUGAUACUUUUGACUUCCGUGACACUGCUAUCUAUAUAUUCAAUAAACCUUCUUUUGAUCUGUUCCAAGGAAACAGGCUGCAUGGUUUAUGAAAAGCUGGGAGAACAGGUCUUUGGCACCACAGGGAAGCUCGUAAUCUUUGGAGCCACCUCUCUACAGAACACUGGAGCAAUGCUGAGCUACCUCUUCAUAGUCAAAAAUGAGCUGCCCUCCGCCAUAAAGUUUCUUAUGGGAGAGGAAGAGGCAUUUUCAGCCUGGUAUGUGGAUGGCCGCGUGCUGGUGGUCGUCGUUACCUUUGGCAUAAUCCUCCCUCUGUGUCUUUUGAAGAACUUAGGGUAUCUUGGCUAUACUAGUGGAUUUUCUUUGAGCUGUAUGGUUUUUUUCCUAAUAGUGGUAAUCUACAAGAAAUUUCAAAUUCCCUGCACCGUUCCAGAGCUAAAUUCAACAAUAAGUGCUAAUUUAACAAACUCUGACAUGUGUACACCAAAAUAUGUUACCUUCAAUUCAAAGACCGUGUAUGCUUUACCGACUAUUGCGUUUGCUUUUGUCUGCCACCCAUCAGUCCUGCCAAUUUACAGUGAGCUUAAAGAUCGAUCACAGAAAAAAAUGCAGAUGGUGUCCAAUAUCUCCUUUUUCGCCAUGUUUGUUAUGUACUUCUUGACUGCCAUUUUUGGCUACUUGACAUUCUACGAAAACGUGCAGUCAGACCUCCUUCACAAGUACCAGAGUAAAGAUGACAUUCUCAUCCUGACCGUGCGGCUGGCUGUCAUUGUUGCUGUCAUCCUCACGGUGCCCGUGUUGUUCUUCACGGUUCGUUCGUCUUUAUUUGAACUGGCUAAGAAAACGAAGUUUAAUUUGUGCCGUCAUAUCGUGGUUACCUUCAUACUCUUGGUUAUUAUCAACUUGUUGGUGAUCUUUAUACCCUCCAUGAAGGAUAUUUUUGGGGUCGUAGGAGUCACAUCUGCUAAUAUGCUUAUUUUCAUUCUUCCUUCAUCUCUUUAUUUAAAAAUCACAAGCCAGGAUGGAGAUAAAGGAACUCAAAGAAUUUGGGCUGCCCUUUUCUUGGUCCUGGGGGUGUUGUUCUCCCUGGUCAGCAUUCCCUUGGUCAUCUACGACUGGGCCUGCUCAUCAAGUAGUGACGAAGGCCACUGAGACCAGCUGAGGACAGGAAACAUUCCAGCCCGUGGCUCGGUCACGUCACCACACAUCAGCAAUCUAUCAUCACUUCUUUUGCAAGUUUACAGAAGCAAAACAGGAAUUCACAGGAUACUUAAAAUGGAAUAACACUUCGGUAGCAAAACAGAAACCUGUUUCUAUAAUAGUUCCUGUCCCUCUAAGAGUUGGGAUCAGUUUAAGGAUUGUGGAUUUUUUUAAGUUUCAUGCAAUUGUAUUUCUCAGUACCCUUCACAAUCAGUUAUUUUUCACUCUCCUAACUCUAUUAUUUUUUUUGUGUGUGUGGUUUCACGGUCCUUUAGAACUCUGGAAACAUAAUCAUCGAUCAUGUUUAUUUAUUAUGCGUCCAGGUUCUGAAAUCAUUUUCUUGCUGGUGUUCCACUCACACCAUCGGUAUCUUUUUAGAAGAGAAAAGAAUCUUGAAUUGUAUAUAGUUAUUUUGCUUUACAGAAAAAAAAAAAAAACGGUUUCAUAAAUAUUUUGCCUACUUUGGUUACCAUAGCACACAGGGGAUCAUCAUAAGAGAGUGACAGGGUGUGUGCCGUUGCUGGGUCAGAACCUGCCCAAGAUUUGAGGGGAGCCCUGAUCUCCUGGCAGCCAGGCUCUGGCGGUCCAGUGGCCUCACUAGUACCACACCCUGCCUCCUGGGGAGACCUUCUCCGAUGAGUGUUCUUAGCUGGGAAGGGGAUGAGAAUGAUUUCUUACCUUGGUAAACAUCUCAAACUACACAUUUGGGUUAUCUAGCAAAUGAAGUUUUGUUUCCCUCUUGGCCAGUCAUGUUGAAGUUACUCUAAUCUGAGUCACCUUCCACGGAGGGAGACCCGCACCACCUUGGUAAUAAACUGAGAACCACGAGUAUUGCAAAAAGAGCAUCCAAAAUGCCUAAGCAAAUAUUCCUCUGAUGCAAAGAGCCUUCAACCCUACACCUGGAUUGUUGAAGGGAGAAAAAAACACUUUCUUAAAUUAUAAACCCAGCAGCUUUUACUCAUGUCCACCAGCUUUUUGCACAGGGAAUAAUGUGUAUCCAACCAAGGGUGAUCUAGGAUAAGUAAUUCCUGUUUUAUAUUGGGUACUUUAGGGGGUCUUUAAAAGACUUGUUUUAUAUCUAUAAAUUUAGGUUAUUACAAAUACAAGAUUUUUGUACCUUAAAUAAGCCUCAUUCCUAUUUCUUCUCCAUCAAUAAUCCACUCAGAGUCUUGAAAAAAGAAAGAAAGAAAGAUAGAAAUCAAGCAAGCAAGCGAGCGAGCCCUCAGAGAUAGCCUUUGAGAAGAACUUGUGACAGAAUCAGUGUACCUUCCUUCCCUCAGACAGGGACUUUGGUGCCUGUGUUGUGUCCUCUUCUCAUCCCUAACCAAGGGGUGGGCCAUUACCGCCCACCCGACAUGACCCACACAGGAGGACAGAGCUGCCUCACACCCCUACUCCAGCCCCACUAUCUCCUAAAGGGGGUGGAAGGAAAUUACACAGAGUCUACAAGAGAGUUGGGGGUAAGACAUAGCUUGGAAAGUUGUGGGACCGCAAGGAAACCCAGAAUUACAUCCUCCUGAAGCUGGACCAUCACCUGUGAUUGGAUUGUCUCUAUCACACAGCAAGAAAUGUUGGUGCUCUCUGAGCUGGUCUUUUGAAACAGGACUUGUGUUUUAUUUAUAUUCUGGUUGAAUUUCUCAAACACAUAAGUUCACCAAGCACAGAUUUCUUAUCCAGAGAUAAGUAGACUCUAACCACAGACUCUUGGGAGGAAUUCCAAGCACUUAGCUCUGAGUUCUGUUCCUCCCUCACUAAAAUCCCUAAAGGCCUUUACUCACCAUCACUGGGAGUAACAAGGAGCUGCCCCUCCCUCUUUCAGACUAAUGUUCCAUAGAAAAGGCAGGCAUCUAAGCACCUUGUUGUGAUCCUCUUGGGGGAGAGGGAAAAGCUAUUUCCUGCAUUUCUUGGUAGGAUCAUUCAUAGCAUUUAAUGUAAUGGCUCCAGAAUUACAUCCACCUUAGGUCAGAGUUUCGGUAAUUAGAUAUGAAUACCUACCCAUACGUGAAUACUAACCUAGUAAAAUCCACAGCCACCUCUGUCCUUUUCAGCAAUGUCUUCCAUAUUGGAUGAACAGGGAGAGAAAUUAAGCAAAACAAGUCAGGUGGCCCCUCAGAGGCUUGUCUAGGGCACCGAGUAAUGAAAUAGCCAGGUAGUAGACGGACCCUCCAUUAAAAAAAAUAUAUACUUAGUUGAGCUUGCAAGCAAUAUUAUGCUACUUUCUAUUUUCCUCAUUAGUUUAUAACAAUUCAUUUGACACAAAGUCAACUUAGAAAAUUACCAUUAACUUUUGGGAUGGGUAGUGGUAUUUUUGGAUCUCUGGAUUUUAUGUGUCAGUACAGGGAAUUUUUAUUAUUAUUUAAAAUAUUUAUUUAGAGGAGGCACGUUGUUGUUGAUGUCUGUGAUACUGCAGAUUUUUAAACAUCUUUGUAUGUUUAUCUAAGUUUAUUUUUGACAGGAUAUAAUAGACCCUACUGUAAUUUGUCAAAUACCACGGAUUAAUUACAUCAUUUGUGUGGGAUUAGCUGUAAAGUGUACUGCAAUAAUUCUUCUUGUUCAGAAUAGUGAACUGGUAGCCAAAAAUACAUGUAUCACAGAUGUUAGGUAGAAUUUAAACAGCAGUCAAGUGCUAUAGAAGUUUUUCUGCUAAAUUAGUAGACUAAAGAAUAUUAUACCUUAGCCAUUGGGAGCAGCACGUUUUCCUUUGGUAGAUAGAACCUUAACACUAGUGAACAGUGCCAGUUUCAUAUUUUGGAUUUAGAACUGUUCUCUAGUUAUUAUAACACAAUAUGCCGUAAAUCCCUAAUUUACCUAAUGUUAUUUACUGGGAGUGGAGUAGGAAAGGGUGUACAGGAAAGAAAUCUAGUCUCGUUAAACACAGGCUGUCCCCAAUUUAUAAGCAGACCAUGUUGCAAAACCCUGUUAGGUGGUUGGUUGCAAGCUGGAAUGUAUUUUCCUCUAAAACCAGGUUAUACAUGGUGUUUAGGCCCCCAGAGCAACUAGGAAAGAUGAUGAGACCCAUCAUUCAGCAGAAUAGGAUAAUAUAACAUGAUGGCUAAAAAGCCUUAACAGCCAAAAAUAAUAUUAUUUUGAAGGAGUCUUUGUUCGGAGUUGCCAAGAGUAUGUCACUCCCGUUAGUGGAAUCUGGACUGCCCACGCCAGCUGCUGGACAGUGCGGGUAGGGUCACCACCGGUGAGCGGAGAUCAGCGGGGCCUGAAGCAGAGUCUCCAGCGAAGGAGGGGAAAAAGAAGUCCAGGGCCACCGGAGCGCCUGGUGGGAGGAGGAGGGGAAGGAGGAUGAGGAGCUUCUUGUGAGCCCCCCAGGGACAUUCCUCAGCUGGUAGCUUUUCUUUUGCCUGGAGGUCUCAGGCUUGGCCUGACUUUUCUGUUCAUAGGACCUGUUGCUCCUAUAGUUUGUCUCUUCCCCUGCCUGUUAGAGAACAGGAUGUUGCUGUCCCUGGAGCCAGCCCGCACACAGCACUUUGAAUGGGUUUCGUGCUAGUGAACCAUGGUUUAACUGUCUAGUAAUCAGGUCGGUGUAAGAAGGCUCCCCCCCCCCCGACUUUCCUUCUUUCUAUUUGCAGACCCUGUUGAGAAAGGCACCCUGGGUGUGGGGAGUGGGGGGGAUAGUCAAGGGGCUGGAGGUGGACAAGGGACUGGGAUAAGAUUCCUGUGUUUGAGAGACACACCAGAAAUGGCCCCACAGCUGACUUCCUUCCGGAGUUGGAUUCAAGCCUCUAAGCCCGUGGUCCUCACAGUGUGGUCCCCAGACUGGCGGCAGCAGCAUCACCCUGGGAUUUGUUGGAAUGCAGGGCUUGGGGUCCCAGCCCAGAACUAAGGAAAAAAGAAACUCUCGGGGCGGAAACCCUCAGCAGUCUUGGUUUGAACAAGCCCUCCGCCUGAUCUCGAUGCGCGAUUCGUGUGAGAACCGCUCCCGGUCCGUUCGUCCGUCAUUUCUUUUCUCCCCAUCAGUCCUACCUCAGAGUAUGGUUCCUCGGAAAUGCUGGUGCCGGUGCUCAGUCGUCAAGGAAGGCCGCCUGCCCUCGGGUCUGUCAGCCUGGGCUGAGGGGCACUCAGAUGACAUUGUGUGAGGCUGUGAAGAAAUGGAAGUCAAGUGUUUGUGUUUUUGCAGAGAAGGAAAAGAAAAUACCCUUUGUAAAGGCAGACUUAGAUGAACUACUGAAUUCGUGUCAGGAGUGAGCUCUCCACAGCGUUCUGGUGUGUCGUGUGAUGGGCCGCCUGUCCUCUUCAGGUGGAUUCUCUAGAAAGGUCUGUACCGCAUAAGCACCUACAAACUGCUCGGAAAGGGAUGGAGAGCUCGGCUCCAUUUCAGUAAAUCACAGUGCCGGAAGGCACAUGCAUCAGGGUGGGGAAGAGGUUGAGGACAUGAUCAGAUAUUUGAUCUGAGGGCUCAGAGCAAAAGCCACGCGUUUCCCUCAGUUUAUCCAGGUAAAUGGCUUGAGGCUUAGAAAGGGCAGAAGUUUGAAGAACAGAAUUCCUCCAUUUCACUUCACUGUCAACUUGUAGCCACUCUCAAAACAGAGAAGAUACAGACUGUGCCAUUUAGCAGUGCUAAUACAUGGUUUUCCUGAGCGAUGGCAAAGCUGGGGAUCCUUUAGCAACAGAACAUACUUCCUCCAAAAUGUACACAGGGAAUUUAUGAUGACAUAGGGCUUUCAGGUACAAAUUGGGAAUAGGGUGGCUAACAACUGAAAAAUAUCACUAAAUCAAAAAGGGAGAGUUCUUGAAAAUUGUAACAUUCACAAGGCUCGGUCAUUUUCCUUUAGGGUUUUCUCAGAGGAAGGGCUGCAAACUGGGCCCAUCUGUCUACAGGCUUGAAUUUGUGUUUUUAAAAGGAAGAAUCUAUGCAGCUGAGGUUUAUUGUAGGAAAUACUUCAUUUGUAUGUAAAUAUGUUGUAAAUAAAUAGGAGGCUGUAUAUUUUUGCAGUUGUGGAUCCACACUGAAAUAGAAGUCUGCAUAUCAAGAAUCUAGUAUUUGCAUAUCAAGAAUAAAUGUUGUUAUAGAUAUUAGUGGUUUUGUUUGGGAAUUAGAAAAAAUUUACCUUCUCGCCCAGGUAACAUCAUUCUCUCAGUGUAAACUUGGAAUCUAAAAAUCUUACUUAAUUGUUUAGAAAGCAAAAUGUCGGAGAAAUAGUUGCAUUGAUUUCUUAUACUGGUAUUAUGCUCCAUUAUUUAAGAGAUAAUCCUCUGAGCUACAAAUAAGGAAUAUUUAGACCCAAAUUAUUGUCAUAUAGAAAUAGAUACACCCAAAAUGACAAACUGUUUCUUCAUAAUGGUCUUAUACUGUUAACACUGAUACCACUACACAGUAUUUAUGAAAACAGAAGUGGGGGAGAAUUUCUUUCUUUUCAAAAUUAAGAUGAAUUGCUGCAUUUCCCAAAUGUUGGGAUCUUUGGCGGGGUGGGGGGGGGGACCAAACAUUAACUAUGAGCACAAAUUUGAAGGACAAAAGAAGACCAUUAUUUUAUCAAGCUUUUGAAAGUCUUGCAUGUUUGCCUUCCAUUUUCAGUGUUGACACCAACAUAAACCAUCUUAAGUCAUUUUUUCCCAAAACACUUGAAUCUUGACCAUUGGUACAUAACCCAGUCUCCAGAGUCUUUGUUGUAUUUUAGACUUCAUAUAGGUCCAGUAUGUGUAACACACCGCUUUUAUUCAUGUAAAAACUUGUAAAUGACUUUCAGAUGAGUGAUAGAAGUGAGUCACAAGUCACAAAACUUUGCUAUUCAUGGUUAAUCAAAUAGUUUAUUUUCCCCCCAGGAUAUGGUGUAAAUAAAGAAAUAUAAGAAAUUCUGUUCUAUAAUUGCUCUGUUAACAUAGUUUUUAAACAUUAAAAAUGUGAGCUAAAAGUA